Molecule: messenger RNA, 4690 nt
Organism: Piliocolobus tephrosceles (Ugandan red Colobus)
Lineage: Eukaryota; Metazoa; Chordata; Mammalia; Primates; Cercopithecidae
Gene: ACTA1
Product: actin alpha 1, skeletal muscle
Exons: 7
Coding region: 3303-4436 (377 amino acids)
Source: RefSeq, a predicted model, not a curated record
CAGGCUGGUCUUGAACUCCUGACCUCAAGUGAUCCACCCGCCUCAGCCUCCCUAAGUGCUCGGAUUACAGGUGUGGGCCACCACACCUGGCCGACCUGACCUUUUUAAGUAGCUUGUGAGGAGAAUGAGUGUGUCUUUGUCUACCCAGUCCCUGGAAUGUCUCUAACUUGGAGGGCCCAGCCAGCCCCUCAAAGCUGAGUUUCUGGGGAAGCCAUGACUUUUCAUAUUAGGAUGUCUUUGGCUCAUUACUGGGAAAGAUCCCUCAAGGGCCUAUUCUGUUUCGAACUGUACUCAGUGUUGGGGAAGAUAGAAGCAGCAGUCCUUGCCCUCCCUGGCCACUGGCAGUAGAAGGAAGGACAGCCCAAGCCUGUCUCCUCCACUGGCCGCUGUGGAACCUGGGGUGUGUUUUAACUCAUUAAGCCUCAGUUUUCUUUAAAAAAAAAAAAAAAAAAAAAAACUGGAAUGAGUAAUACCUAUCUUAUUUACCUUAGGAUAGUUAAAAGGUUAAUUGAAACAUAAAAGCAUAUUAGAAGUGUUUUACCAAUUCCUGUUGAAAUUGAUAGGAAACACAGUAGGGAAGACUGGGACUGAGCGAGAUUGGGGUACGGGUGUGUGGAGUGUUGAGUGGCACGAUUGGAGAGAAGGGAAGUGUGAACACACUGGCGUGGUGGUAGCAGAAGGGCCCCACCAGGGUAUGAAGAGCUAAGACUGCACCUGAAAACUUAGAAGCAGGAACUCCCUGUCAAGCACACCCUACAUGGCUGACCUUUACUUAGUGACAGUUCUCAAAAUGCUGUGCAGGGCGCUGCUGCGCUCCCCCAAAACGUACAUGUAUGGAGACAUGGCUCUGCCACCCACCGUUCAGUCUAUUCUCUAAGCCAAUGAGAAUGCAACAAGACCAGAAUGGGACUGAGGGUGGCCUGUGGUGACCUGUCAGGGACUAUUUAAACCAGCCACAAAUCAUGUGGGCAGGGAACAGAAGCCUGAACUGGCCACCUCAGGGGCCAUCUCCCACAGUUUGCUGUACUAGCAGGUCUCUGUUCGCUUGUGAGUGUUUUUAAUCACGGUCAGCUUUUGGUGUGGGUUUGAAUGUGACAGACUGAGCUUAGAAAAGCUUUCUGUAAGGAAAGGUAAGAGUUGGACUGAGCAAGAGUUGAAAAAUAGUGACAGUCCCAUUCUCCUUUGGAAUGCGAACAGAUAUUGAAGUAUCCAGUGAACGGUAGCAAAUUUCCUACCUUCAAGGCCCAAACAUAAGCUAGUGCCCUUAUGUUACAUGCAACUCAUCUGCCAGGUGUUUUUUUUCAAGUACCUCCACUACUCACUGACACAGGAGGACACAGGAUAUUAAAAAUGAAAUACAGUUCCGUCAGUUAUUCACUUAUUCUCCAAAAUACUUGGAAGAACUAAAUAUGAAACGAUAGGAGCCUUUAUACUCACCACGUAGUCCCUAUACUAGCCAAACUCCUUAUUUUUUAAUUGAUUGUUUUUAGGAGGGUAGUAUUUUAUUCACUAAAACGUUUUUAUUAAUACUUCUUUAUUUUUAGGAUGAGCUGCCAUGAUGUGGGCUACAGAGGAGGGUCACAUAUGCUUCUAUCCCCCUGUUAGAGAAUCCGCACCUGUCCCAGUUGCUGAUUUCCACUACCAAAUGUGAAUUGCAACUAUUUUAGGAGCACUUAAGCACACCAGAAAAAUGAGUGAUUCUGUUCUGGCCCACACCGCAUCACUGAUGUACCCCCUUAAAGCAUGUCACUGAGUUCAUCACAAAAGACUGCUUCUCCUGUGCCCUCCACAAGCCUCCACAAGGUUAGAACUGUCCUUGUCUUAGGGAAAAAAGAGAGAGAGAGAGACAGGCACCAACUGGGUAACCUCUGCUGACCCCCACUGUACUUUACCAUAAGUAGCUCCAAAUCCUUCUAGAAAAUCUGAAAGGCAUAGCCCCAUAUAUCAGUGAUAUAAAUAGAACCUGCAGCAGGCUCUGGUAGGUGAUGACUCUAAGGUGGACUGGGAGGCAGCCCGGCCUUGGCAGGCAUCAUCCUCUAAAUAUAAAGAUGAGUUUGUUCAGCCUUUGCAGAAGGAAAAACUGCCACCCAUCCUAGAGUGCUGCGUCCUUGCCCCCCGCCCCGCCCCGCCCUUUAUUGGCAGGAAGGACCAGCAAAGCCUCAUCUAGGAAGAGCCCGUCACCCCUCUCCACCUCCAUUCCAGGUCUAGCCAGUCCUGGGUUAUGACCCCCGUCUUUCAGCCCCAGGAGAGGGACACACAUCGUGCCACCGAAGAGGUUGGGGGAGGGCCUCAGCCCACCAAAACCUGGGGCCAGUGCGUCCUAGAGGAGGGGAACCCUCACCCCUUCAAUCCCUUUAGGAGACCCAAGUACGCUGCGCGUCCCUGAGGCAGACAGCUCCGUGUGCCCAGGCUUUGCGUCUGACGGGCCUAUCCCCGGGAGCCCCGGCGCUCCGCCCUCGCCUCCCCCCGCCAGUUGUCCAUCCUGCGACAGCUGCGCGCCCUCCGGCCGCCGGUGGCCCUCUGUGCGGUGGGGGAAGGGGUUGACGUGGCUCAGCUUUUUGGAUUCAGGGAGCUCAGGGGUAGGAAGAGAGAAAUGGAGUUCCAGGGGCGUCCGGGGGAGGGAGUUCGCCUUCCUGCCCUGCCUGAGGCUCAGGAGUGACUGCUUCUCCAAUCCGCCCAAGCCCACCACUCCACACGUCUCCCUCCGCCGGGUAGUCGCAAGUGGGAGUUUGGGAAUCUGAGCAAAGGACCUGAAGAGGAGUUGAAAUAUUGGAAGUUAGCAGUCAGGCACCUUCCCGAGCUCCCAGGGCGCUCAGAGUGGGCAUGGGUGGAGAGGCCUUCGGGACAGGUGUGGUUCCCGGAGCGCAGGCGCACACAUGCACCCACCGGCGCACGAGGUGACCCUCGCCCCACCCCAUCCCCUCCAGCGGGCAACUGGGUCGGGUCAGGAGGGGCAAACCCGCUAGGGAGACACUCCAUAUACGGCCCGGCCCGCGUUACCUGGGACCGGGCCAACCCGCUCCUUCUUUGGUCAACGCAGGGGACCCGGGCGGGGGCCCAGGCCGCGAACCGGCCGAGGGAGGAGGCUCUAGUGCCCAACACCCAAAUAUGGCUGGAGAAGGGCAGCGGCAUUCCUGCGGGGUGGCGCGGAGGGAGUGCCCGCGGGCUAUAUAAAACCUGAGCAGACAGACGAGCGGCCACCGCAGCGGACAGCGCCAAGUGAAGCCUCGCUUCCCUCCCGCGGCGACCAGGGCCCGAGCCGAGAGUAGCAGUUGUAGCUACCCGCCCAGAAACUAGACACAAUGUGCGACGAAGACGAGACCACCGCCCUCGUGUGCGACAAUGGCUCCGGCCUGGUGAAAGCCGGCUUCGCCGGGGAUGACGCCCCUAGGGCCGUGUUCCCGUCCAUCGUGGGCCGCCCCCGACACCAGGGCGUCAUGGUUGGUAUGGGUCAGAAAGAUUCCUACGUGGGCGACGAGGCUCAGAGCAAGAGAGGUAUCCUGACCCUGAAGUACCCUAUCGAGCAUGGCAUCAUCACCAACUGGGACGACAUGGAGAAGAUCUGGCACCACACCUUCUACAACGAGCUCCGCGUGGCUCCCGAGGAGCACCCCACCCUGCUCACCGAGGCCCCCCUCAAUCCCAAGGCCAACCGCGAGAAGAUGACCCAGAUCAUGUUUGAGACCUUCAACGUGCCCGCCAUGUACGUGGCCAUCCAGGCCGUGCUGUCCCUCUACGCCUCCGGCAGGACCACUGGCAUCGUGCUGGACUCCGGCGACGGCGUCACCCACAACGUGCCCAUCUAUGAGGGCUACGCGCUGCCGCACGCCAUCAUGCGCUUGGACCUGGCGGGCCGCGAUCUCACCGACUACCUGAUGAAGAUCCUCACUGAGCGCGGCUACUCCUUCGUGACCACAGCUGAGCGCGAGAUCGUGCGCGACAUCAAGGAAAAGCUGUGCUACGUGGCCCUGGACUUCGAGAACGAGAUGGCCACGGCCGCUUCCUCCUCCUCUCUGGAAAAGAGCUACGAGCUGCCAGACGGGCAGGUCAUCACCAUCGGUAACGAGCGCUUCCGCUGCCCGGAGACGCUCUUCCAGCCCUCCUUCAUCGGUAUGGAGUCGGCGGGCAUUCAUGAGACCACCUACAACAGCAUCAUGAAGUGCGACAUUGACAUCAGAAAGGACCUGUAUGCGAACAAUGUCAUGUCGGGGGGCACCACGAUGUACCCUGGGAUCGCUGACCGCAUGCAGAAAGAGAUCACCGCGCUGGCCCCCAGCACCAUGAAGAUCAAGAUCAUCGCCCCGCCAGAGCGCAAGUACUCGGUGUGGAUCGGCGGCUCCAUCCUGGCCUCGCUGUCCACCUUCCAGCAGAUGUGGAUCACCAAGCAGGAGUAUGACGAGGCCGGCCCUUCCAUCGUCCACCGCAAAUGCUUCUAGACACACUCCACCUCCAGCGCGCGACUUCUCAGGACGACGAAUCUGCUUAAUCGGCUGGCGACUGACCUCCAGCCACCCCACAUUCACUUUCUUCGUAACAACUUCCUUUGUUGCCAUCGUAAACUGACACAGUGUUUAUAACGUGUACAUACAUUAACUUAUUACCUCAUUUUGUUAUUUUUCGAAACAAAGCCCUGUGGAAGGAAAUGGAAAACUUGAAGAAGCAUUAAAGUCAUUCUGUUAAGCUGCGUAAA